Molecule: messenger RNA, 1699 nt
Organism: Notothenia coriiceps (black rockcod)
Lineage: Eukaryota; Metazoa; Chordata; Actinopteri; Perciformes; Nototheniidae
Product: succinate receptor 1
Exons: 3
Coding region: 165-1118 (317 amino acids)
Biological process (GO): G protein-coupled receptor signaling pathway
Cellular component (GO): plasma membrane
Molecular function (GO): G protein-coupled receptor activity
Source: RefSeq, a predicted model, not a curated record
AAGCGAAGAUAAUGCUACCUGAAUUUAUGUUUAGAUUGUGUCAGUUUUACCUACAACAACCACAAUUUGGUAGAGACUUCAGCUCUUUGGAAAUUAUAGUGACUGCACCUGCUCAUGGUCCUACUCUCUAUUCACCUACCCACAACUACUAGAACAACUACACCAUGGUGCUUGAUUGUACCAAGAUCAAGGAUGUCCUGGAGAGGUACUACCUUUCACCGUUUUAUGCCGUUGAGUUCUGCGUUGGUUUCCCUGGCAACCUUUUGGUUGUACUUGGCUAUAUAUUUUGUUUGCAGGAGUGGCAGAGCUGCAAUAUUUACCUCUUCAACCUGGCAGUCUCUGACCUUAUUUUCCUCUGCACACUUCCACGCCUCUCGUACCUCUAUGCAAAUGACCAACCGGAGAAGAGUCCCUAUGGUUGCGUUAUCAACCGCUAUGUCCUGCAUGUCAAUCUUUACUCAUCCAUACUGUUUAUGGUUUGGCUUAGCAUGGACCGUUUCCUGCUCAUAAGACAUCCAACACGUAACCACUGCCUGUUGAGGCCGAAAAUAGCCAUGAUCGUGUCAGGGCUGAGCUGGCUAGCUGUUAAUGCGGAAGUUGCUCCGAUGAUAUCACUGAUGGUCCACGACCUUCAGAGAGGAAACUGGAGUAGCUGCAAGGAUUUUGCCAGCUUGAAAGGAGAGGUCCAUACAUUGGGCUACAGCCUGGGGCUUACCCUCACUGGUUACGCUCUCCCUUUGCUUGGACUGUGUGGUUUCUCGUACCAAAUUGCACAUUUGCUCCAUAUCCAGGAAAGGGCCAUACAGCGCCGGACAACCACGUACAAGCGUCCUCUCAGGGUUGCUGUAUCGGCCGCUAUCAUGUUUCUGCUUCUCUACACACCCUACCAUGUGCUGAGAAAUAUCCGAAUAGCAUCUCAGCACGACUGGACAGGGUUGCAGCUUUGUACAAGGAUGAACAUAGAGAGCCUGUACAUCAUCACAAGACCAUUUGCCUUCUUGCACAGUGUCAUCAACCCUGUCUUUUACUUCCUCAUGGGGGACAAAUUCAAAAAGCUCCUAUUGGCUAAGCUCAGGAAGCUGAUCAGAAAGACAGAGCAGCAAAGAGAACCAGCCUGAAAAAAUUCAACAUAGUGUCCCUAAAUAAAAGAAACAUCAAUAUAGCAAAUCCAAACAUGUGAAUCAGCUCCUUCUUUACGUGUAUUUUGUUAUACUGAUAAAUAAUGUGGAUAAUUUAUUAUGGUGUAUUAUAUUUUAUUUUAAUGUCGACUAAAUAAAGUAAUGUAAGACAACCGCUGUAAAUGCAUUUGAUGAGUAGAGCCUGUAGCUAUUUUUGUAUUAACACUGUUAGGUGUAAUAAUGUACAGCAUGUGUUCCUGUUUUUAUCUGUAUUUGUAUUUCCUGUUUUUAUCUGUAUUUGUAUUUCCUGUUUUUAUCUGUAUUUGUUAGACACUCAUUUGUUGCAUCAAUAUUGAUUUAGAAAGUCUAGAGCCUUUUGGCUAAGGGACCAACAUGUUAAUAAGAUCUAUAAAUUGUAAUGCAGAGCAAGAGCAGUCAGCUGGAUGUCCUCUUUCAAUGCACCCUGCUUCUGAGAUAGUAAGAUGGGAAUAUCUCCUUUUGAAAAAUGAUCUGUAUUUUGUGGUAAAACACUGUUGCAACUGAAACUGGAGGUUCAUUUUUAUAGAGUCAGCAUUGUUCAA